UAGGUCAGUCCAGCACUCCAGCAGCGUCAGCUACUCAACUCCAAGGGACACGCGCCGGCAAGGGCCGCAGCACCCUGCCCGGCUGUCUCUUCAUCUUUUCUCCUCUCCACUCCUCACUCUUUUCCUCCCCUGGAUCCCCUUUCUUGUCAAGCUCGCCGGGGACGCCGCUGCUUGCCGUUGCAACGCCAGCCAUUGGCACCGGCGGGAUCCGCCAGCCGUCGGUCCGGAUCGACGCUCACGCCUCCGGCUCCGACAUGCACGCCCGUUGGACGCCGCCGUGAACCACCUCGCUUCUCCGGUACGUCUUGAACCAAGGUCGCCUUUCUCGGUCCGUUGGCCGCUGUUGCGACGCUGCCGCGGUCAUCCUCCUCCCCGAGCAGCUCUAGGGGCCGUGACGGGCUCCGCGUCGUCCGCGUCUCCUCUGGACCACGGACUCGAAGCCGUGGGUCCCUCCUACUUCUUCCUCGACCGCUGACCGCCAUUCACGCCGUCCGAAACUUGCUGCCGUCCGUCCUCUCGCCUCCCUGCUCCGUCCGACCCCGCCACGAACAGCAAGGCGUAUGCUACAGGUCAAUUUGGCUACCUUGAUUGAUUAGAAUUUGAUCGUAAGAAAGGUGGUGCGUUUGAUCCUCACCAACGCACAUAAUUUUUGCCAUGGGGUCAUGCCCAGCCAGGCCCAUCUGAGCGACGGAAGUACCCAGGCGGCAGCCCAACCAAGCGGCGUUCCAGAAAAUCGAACACGACGUACGAAGAAUUACCAGACGGACGGACGGGUAGAAGCAGUUCCCUUUUAUUAUUAGGCGAGGGCACCUGUUGAGCACCUAGUCGGGCAGUUUGCUUUCGGCAUGACUAACUUGCUUGGGAAGUUGGUUGAUGGUUGGACGUCACUUAAUGGUUCUGAUAGCGACGCGGUUGUAAGGCAGUUCACAUCAUUUGUUGGAGAACAGACACAUCGACCAACUGGUUGCCGUGGCCGAUACGACUACAACAGCUCUCAGGAACUCCCUGACACGCAAGAUGAGCUAGAUGGAGAUGGUCUUGGUGGCGUGGAUGCUGGUCUCGACAAGGACGGUGACGAUGACAUGGAGUAUGUGCCACAUGACAUCGACGAUGAUGAACAUGAUGAAGUUCGUGUAGGGGGUAAGAACGAUAAGGUUGCACCAAAAGUUCUGCAUCGGAAGGAGGCAUUGAUCCAACUAUUGUGAGAGACACGGGGGUUUCGCUCUCAAAGAGGGGCAGGGCUGCAGACGAUGAUGGCCAAGGCUCUGUUGGCAAGAGGUGUAGGACCGAUCUCGUAGCUUCUUGGAGGAGUGAGGCGACAGCUGGUGGACGAUCAGUUAAGAAACAAGCACCCACGCCAACCCGUGUUUUUGCCCGAUUGAACAAGGGGGCUCCCACUGCUGGUGCCACCACUUCCACUAGGUCGUCUCCUCGCACAUCAAUGUCCAACACCGGGGAUCCUGUCGUGCUGCAAGACUUGAGGAAGACAAUCAAGAAGGUGAAGAAGACUACUACACGCUCAACCAAACGCACUACCAAAGACCCACUUGAACGCAUUCACUCUAAGUUGUCGACAAGUGGUAAUGCAGAUAUUAAUGAGCCGCCAGUCGACAAAACUGUUGCUGCACCGUCCAUUGUUCCCACUAGCUCUGAUUCAAGCGGCCGCCCAUCUCCGCCGGUUGCAGAUGUGCAGACCACAACAACAACCAUCCGUAUAUCUGGGAGUGACGAGUCAGUAUCUGUCAGGACUGCUGAGAUACUGCUCACCCUGGUGGCAAUGAGGGAUGCUAUUGUGACCCAUGCCACCAAAUCAGCAAGUGUUGAAGUGGACGCUUUCGAGCUCAACCUAAACAAGGAAGAUUCACGCUCAUCUGAUACGGAUUCCAAGCGUGUGGCCGGUGGCACUUCUGUGUCCAAAAAAGAAGGGGCUGCGGCCACAUUUCAGAAUGAUAGGCCAUCCACAGACGAGACUCAUUGCACAACGGCUCCAGCGGCUGGUGGUCCAAAGGCUGCUACUGCGACCGUUGCGCGAGCUGGUCUGCCACCUAGGCGGCGUAGCCCCCGCAAGCAUCCUGCACAGAUAUCCAAUGCACCAGAGGUUGCUAAGAGCAGCAAAGGUGACUCUGGUUACGUGCCUGCUUUCACACUGUUCCCACCUCCUGCCAAAAGCAAUGUUAUGGAGAAAACGAAAGUCCGGAAUACAACAGACGCAGGUGGUAAGCCGUGCACGACUGAAGGUGGUGAACGUUCAGAGCAGACUGUGUCUUUCACCGCCGUGGAGAACACCAGCUUAAAUCUGCGCACUUCUAAGCUUCCUGUCAACAUUGGUGUUCCCUAUAGCCCAAACAGGAAAAUAGGCAAGAAAGUUGUGAUUGAGACCGCUGACAGCACGCCCCGCCCUACUAAUAAGCCUGAUGAUCCUACAGCAGACGAGGCAAACAUGUUUGUUGAUCUGUCACCUCUAUAUUUCUGCCAAACAAUUUGUUCGCGAUCCGACUGGUAGGCAGGAGAGGCACCCGAUGGCUUUCACCCCACCGAGCUUUAGUCUUGGUAAGAUCGCACUUAGGAUGAACCAGUGGCGCAUGAUCCUGUGCCUAUUGCCUUUGCUUUCCCGGCAGGCACGGCCCCAAUGAUGGCGCAGCCAAUGGCUGAUGGCAGGAAAGCUGUGAAGUUUGCAGAGCCGAUAGUGCAAGCCACCCCUGAGGAGAUUUCGCCCUCACUCGAUGAAGCUUACCGUAGGAUUGAGGAGGAAGCAUUGGAGAAGAGGUCCUCACGGGGUGAGGGGCAAUCAAGUUCUAACAUGCCUGCUGAGUCAGUAUUCGAGGAUACCGUUAGAAGUGCCACCCCUGGAUCUGUGAGGCAGAAUAGGAUAGUUCAUGCACCACCCGUGGAUGACUAUGAGCCCGAUGUUAAGGCCACAAAAGAGCAGAACCAUCUGUACGAUAUUGUCAAGCGUUUCGGAAAUGCGAGGUUGAACAGCAAGCACAUGAAGGAGCUGAAAGCGUCAUAUUCCCGGAGCUUGCAUCAGACAACCCAGAUGACAAGUGUGGUCACCACUACGCGAUUUGCCUUGACCUGAAGAACCAACGAUUUGAGGUGCUUGAUUCAAUCCGUUCAGGAGAUGAUGAAGACCUUACUACACAUGCUGAAUUCUUUAUCAACAACCUGAAAGAGACAUGGAGCCGUCAUUACGAAAACUCAAAGGUCCAGAUCAGUCAUUUUCCAAUCGAGUAUGUCAUGACUGUGAAGCAAGGAAACGGAUAAUUACUAUCUUUUUUCAUGUGUCCUCCACAUCAAUCCGAAACCUUAUCACCUCUGCAUUGAAGUUUAUCAUAUUUUCUAUUGGCACGAGUUCACCUGUUUCUUUCGUUAUAGGCAUGACUGCGGCUUUCACAUGUUGGAAUACCUUGCAAAGUGGGAAGGUCGAUGGGUCCCUGUGAUCACAGCUGCAAUGGUCGUUGAGCUCCGUAAAAUAUAUACAUGGAACUAGUUGAUGAAUGAAGAUUUCAACACACGUGCUUCAGCACGAGAGUUCAUAGAGGGAGCUGUCAAAACUGCCAACAAGAAGUACAAGUGAUCAUGUGAUGCUCCAUACGCAUGCCUACCUUACAUUCUGUGGCUGAGGAAUGUAAGGUAUCACCUUGUUCUUUAAACUAUGUCUGUGUGCUAUGUUAUGACUGCAUCCCCCGUAGCUCUAGUACAUAGUGGUGGCGUGUGUGUGCCAUUGAAUAUUUGUAAUAUAAGUGUGGAUAUGAACCUGCUUAGGUGUGACAACAACUACCUUUAUGUUCACUACUAUUAUGUGUUUUGUGAUUG
Molecule: messenger RNA, 3816 nt
Organism: Aegilops tauschii subsp. strangulata
Lineage: Eukaryota; Viridiplantae; Streptophyta; Magnoliopsida; Poales; Poaceae
Source: RefSeq, a predicted model, not a curated record